AUGCAGUCUCAGAUUAGACGUAUUCGUUUCAUUCCAUAUGCGCUGCAACUCCUGCAGAAGCCAAGUACUGUGCUAAUCGACGUGCGCCCGCAAUUCAUGCUAACCCCAGAUCCGAUACACGGAACCAGCUCGGAACCGAGCAUUUCCCAACCCAGUAAAUCACAAACGCCGAAGCCGUGCCAUGCCUUU
This is a messenger RNA of Bipolaris maydis ATCC 48331, 189 nucleotides long. The record is from RefSeq and is a predicted model, not a curated record. Lineage: Eukaryota; Fungi; Ascomycota; Dothideomycetes; Pleosporales; Pleosporaceae.